AUGUUCGCAAAGUUCCAGAAACCCAAAAUCUUCAAGCUGCGGGCUCUGCACUGCCAGAAGAAGUUCGGGGUGGCUGGCAGGAGCUGCAAGGAAGUGCUGCAGAAAGGAUGCCGCCAGUUCCAGCUCCCUGAGUCUGACUGCCGCCUGUGUUUGUAUGAGGAUGGCACCGAGUUGACUGGAGACUACUUCCCAAGCAUCCCGGACAACUCUGAGCUGGUGCUGCUUACCGCAGGCCAGACCUGGCAAGGCUAUGCCAGUGACAUCGGUCGAUUCCUCAGUGUGUUUCACAAGCCACACGAAGGCAUCAUCCAGACGGCCCGGCAGUUACUCUCCGACGAGAAGUCUCCACUGAGGCAGAAGCUGCUGGCGGACCUCCUCCACAACCUCAGCGAGAACAUCACAGCCGAGACCAGGGUUGAGGACCAGCCAUGGUUUGAGGGUUUGGAGUCCCGAUUUAGGAACAAGUCAAGCUAUUUGAGAUACAGCUGCGAGAGCCGGAUCCGGAGUUACCUGAGAGAGGUGGUGGCGUAUGCCUCUGUGGUGAGUGCUGAGGCCCAGGAGGAGUACUCUCGGAUCCUCGGCCACAUGGGCCAGAAGCUGAAGUCCGUGCAGUACCAUGGCAGCUACUUUGACAGAGGGGCCCAGGCAGACAGCCGCCUCUGCACACCGGAAGGCUGGUUUACCUGCCAGGGCCCUUUUGAUAUGGACGACUGCUUGUCCAAACACUCCAUCAACCCCUACAGCAACAGAGAGAGCAGGAUCGUCUUCAGUACCUGGAACCUGGAUCACAUAAUAGAAAAGAAACGCACUGUUGUUCCAGCACUGGCUGAGGCAAUUAAAGAACAGAACGGAAGAGAAGUAGACUGGGAGUACUUUUACGACCUGCUGUUUACCUCAGAGAAUCUAAAAUUGGUACACAUCGCCUGUCAUAAGAAAACCAUCCACAAUCUCAGCUGUGACCCCAACAGGAUCUACAGACCCAAGGCUAGGUUGAAGAAGAAGCGGCCUGUUCAGAAACGUCGGUGA
This is a messenger RNA of Chrysochloris asiatica (Cape golden mole), 1026 nucleotides long. RefSeq names its product DNA fragmentation factor, 40kDa, beta polypeptide (caspase-activated DNase) (gene DFFB). NCBI's taxonomy places the organism in Eukaryota, Metazoa, Chordata, Mammalia, Afrosoricida, Chrysochloridae. The transcript is spliced from 7 exons. Gene Ontology annotation, molecular function: DNA endonuclease activity. Gene Ontology annotation, biological process: apoptotic process; apoptotic DNA fragmentation. Gene Ontology annotation, cellular component: nucleus; cytoplasm. The coding region runs from base 1 to 1026 and encodes 341 amino acids. The record is from RefSeq and is a predicted model, not a curated record.